This is a messenger RNA of Hypomesus transpacificus, 1105 nucleotides long. It is a transcript of the gene cwc15, whose product is annotated as CWC15 spliceosome associated protein homolog. Lineage: Eukaryota; Metazoa; Chordata; Actinopteri; Osmeriformes; Osmeridae. The transcript is spliced from 7 exons. Gene Ontology annotation, molecular function: RNA binding. Gene Ontology annotation, biological process: mRNA cis splicing, via spliceosome. The record is from RefSeq and is a predicted model, not a curated record. Gene Ontology annotation, cellular component: catalytic step 2 spliceosome. The coding region runs from base 89 to 811 and encodes 240 amino acids.
GUUUGUCCUCAAUGUGAGUCCGUAGAUUGAGUGACGACGACAAAGCCUGUGGCUUUUCUUCCUGUGUGUGGAAGCAGAGCCAGUAAAGAUGACAACUGCUGCCAGACCAACGUUCGAGCCAGCGAGAGGAGGGAGGGGUAAAGGAGAGGGGGAUCUCAGUGCAUUGUCCAAACAGUAUUCAAGCAGAGAUCUACCCGGUCAUACGAAGAUCAAGUACAGGCAGCCCACCCAGGAUGCACCCGAGGAGGUGCGUGCCCGUGACUUCCGUCGCGAGCUGGAGGAGAGGGAGCGCGUGGCCGUGCGAGAGAAGACCCGAGAGAGGGGGCCUAGAGAGCACACGACGUCGUCCUCCUCGUCAUCGAAGCGGCCCAGGCUAGACCAGAUCCCCGCAGCGAAUCUGGAUGCAGACGAUCCCCUCACGGACGAUGACGACGAGGAGGCCAACUCCGAGGAGGAGAGCGACGACGACGACACGGCGGCCCUGCUGGCGGAACUGGAGAAGAUCAAGAAGGAGAGGGCAGAGGAGCACGAGCGCAAGGAGCGAGAGCAGAAGGCAGAGGAGGAGAGGAUUCGCAUGGAGAACAUCUUGAGCGGGAACCCUCUACUCAACCUGGCCGGACAGCAGCAACAGCAGCCACAGCCGAUCGUACCAGCCCAGACAUCCUUCAGCGUCAAGAGGAGGUGGGACGACGACGUGGUUUUCAAGAAUUGCGCAAAGGGAGUGGACGACGCCCGGAGGGAGAAGCGCUUCAUCAACGACACGCUGCGCUCCGAGUUCCACAAGAAGUUCAUGGAGAAGUACGUGAAGUAGGAUUGCGAUAUGCGAAGAGAGGGAGUGGUCUCUGCAAUUCCUCAAGAUAAAGACUUUUUUUUUUUCAUCCGGACAUGAGGGAGAUUCUUCAAACAUCUAACAAACUUUUCAAGCAUCCGCCAACCCCAUGCACCAAAUUCUUCUUGUCGUUGUACCAUUGUACCUUUUUAGAACAGCAAAAACAAACAUGUAAACACAUUUUCUGUUCUGUGUUUCAGUUGAGACCCCUUAAAGCAAUUUCUCUUCAUUUUGCUUUCUUUUAUAAGUAAUACCAAUAAACUGAGUAAAAGAUUA